AUGGCAAAUCCUGACAGAGAUGGCCCGUCACCUGCGGGUGAUGGCACACCAUCUUCUGUAAACUCCCGUACCUGGGAAAACGGCGCUUCUCGUGAAUCAGCGAACGGAUUCACUCUUUCAAUACCGCCAUCAUACUAUCAUUCAGACACUACGCAGUCCUUGCCACAACAUAUUCCAGACCACCAGAAUGUAUCGACUCAAGGGAACUUGCCUCAAGGACAUCAUCAAAGCAGUGUUCCACCCAGCCAAUACUACGCGCCGAGCCAGUCUUAUUACCCCACGAUAAAUCAACUCAAUCAGCAAUCUACUCGGUUCCUUGCUCAAGGUGGACAUGGUACAGAGUCACAACGAAAUACUGCUGCGUCGCAUUCUGGGAAUCAUGACCCCCCCGUUGGACCAUCAAUCCAGCAGCAGAUCCCGCACCCUCCGAGACUUGAUCCAGCGGGUUCCAGCUAUUCUACCGACUACUCUGGGCAACCUAUUAGUCGCCCAGCCUUCUCGCAAGUACAUUGUUCAACAAGUCAAGUCGAGAAUGCCCCUUAUCAAUGGAUCUCAAGACAGCUCCCUCCGCCACAGCCCCGGUACUCAUUCCCGGUUCAACCUCAACCAUACGCCCUGAACCAUUCAAUCGAUGCUACCCAACUAGCAGCCAGUCUUCAAGCCCCUCGUCUACAGAAGUCGGUAGCACCAGCAGAGCACAUAGCGCGUUCUGAACCGCCACCUACUUAUAUCCCCUUUCACAAAGAGAAAUUGGAAUUGUUAAAGACAAGCUCGGCGACGGAUGACCAACAAGAACAGGAGCCGGAAACAUCUGCCGAUGAGGUAUAUGAAUCUAUGGACGAUGUCAAUGCCACAGAAGAUGACCAGAACACUACCACUUCACGCAAACGCGGCCGUGGUCGCCAAUCCUCAGGUGUCAAUCCUCGAAGGAAACGACGCCGACGCACAGGGAAGCGUGGUGGCUGGAGCAAAGGCAUGCAGUUAGGCCAUAGGCCUGCAAUAGACCCGGGACCUGAGUUCGCACAACUCUAUCAGGACGCCCAUGAUGCUUGGAUCGAAUUGAACAUCGACGAGGCGCUUGAGUUCUGUCUGAAAGCCAUUGCCAUCAAUCCGGAAAUCUAUGCAGCCCAUGCCCUGCUCUCCGAGAUUUACUUUCACAAAGGUGAAGAUGAGAAAGGCAUUGCUGCACUUUUCAGUGGCGCCCACAGCAUACCCACCGAUCCGGACGUAUGGCGUAGAGUGGCAACGGCAUGCUUGGAGCGAUCGACUGGAGAUCAGCAACGAGCUCUUCAGCAAGCAAGUUAUUGUUAUGCUCGAAUCAUUUCCAAGAGCGGCAAGGACUGGGAGGCUCGACUACAACGUGCUUCUGUCAACAAGCAGCUGGGAAAUUACAGGAAAGCAAUAUCCGAUCUGGAAACCAUUCUUGAGCAUAAACCUCGAGACUCUGAUGCUAUGAGAUUGGUCGCUGAUAUUUGCGUCGAGACUCGUGAUCUCUCAAAGGCAAUAGCGCUCUAUGAGGAAGCUUUAGACCAUUAUAAGCAACACGGUUUCCAAGGUGAGGAAGAAUUCACUUGGGCAGAUGUCCUCGUCUACGUACAGCUCUUGGCACAGGAGGAACCACUCGAGAUGGCACUCUCGAACUCCAUUGCUGUGUUGAAGCGCCUGUCACGAUGGUUACUUGGUCGUCAAGAUGAAACAUACUGGGACGACUAUACAGAGGACGACAGGGAGUGGGAUUCAGAAGAUGACCCGAGAAGAACCGAGGUGCCACUUUUCGUCCCGGGCAAGUACCCGGCUGAUUCAUACGGUCCAGGUCUACCUCUCGAACUGCGCGCUCGAUUAGGUAUGCUUCGUCUCAAGCAAGGACCGCAAGAGCUAGAGGAAGCACUCGCUCAUUUUGAAUGGCUUGAGGCCGACGCGAGGGAUAUUGAUGCAGCCUUAUGGCAAUAUCAUGACCUCUUCUUUGAGGUUGCACAGGCUUUACAUGACAUAAAAGAACACAACCAGGCAUUGAGGUACCUCGAGGCCUUGAAAGAUGCCAAGGCUUGCGAAGACGUCCCUGAGUUCUGGAUCCUUAUCGCUGCUAACUCUUAUCUAUGUGGUAACAAAGAACAAGCCAUUGAGUGUUACGAAGAAGCCCGAAGUCUGGACGAAAAUGGCAUUGAAGCAAGAACCCAGUUAUCGAAACUCUAUGCCGACCUUGGGGACAAAGGGCAGGCCAUGGAAUGUGCUCGGGAGGCUGUCAUCAUUGCGGACAAUUCUCUCAAGAAGACCGAGAGGCGAAAAUAUGAACGUAAGGAGCAACGAUUAGCUCGUGAAGAUGCAGAGAAUGCACUCAGAGAUGCAUACAAGAUGCCGGGUCAAGUGGACUCCGGCAUCCCAGUCAAUGAACUGGAGAAACGUCUGCAACGGCCACCGACCUACAGGCAGAGGAAGACGGCUAGCGAGCUCAUCGCGCGCAUCGCAAAGGACACUGCAUCUGGCGCUUCUCUACGGACUAUCAACAACGACCUCAAUGCCAGCGCUACCGGAGAUACUGAAGACGCACAAGCAUCUAAGGAUGAUAAACCCAGGAGGCCGCGGAAGGAGCCUUCUACUCGGCGAGUCCGUCAAGCGGCUCUCUCCAAUCCAAAGCGCCUGACUGUCGAAGAACGCGAGGCUCACCGUACCGAAACGAUUAACAAUCUGUAUCAAACCCUCCUCGACAACACAGACGCCAUGCGUGCAGGCGAUAGAGUUGCCCGACACGUAUGGAUGGACUGCGCCGACAGCCUCAUCAUCGACUUCCGCACCAACCGCACAUUCUUCCCUGGCGAGCGCAAUGCAAAGAAAAGGACGCCCUUCGACAAAGAUAUGCGCCUGGCUAGCCGCACUCAGAAUGAGGCAAACGAACUCGAUCCAGACAUCCCCAUGCCCUCCGUCGAGUCUUUUAAUCCUACCACAUACCGCGACAUAUCGUUUGAAGAAUGGCUCGAUGUGUUCCUAGAAUAUGCCGUCAUCUUAGCCAACGAGCUGACCCUAUCCGAGUCUUCCCCCGAUGCCAUCGAAACCCAACGUCACCGAAGCUACGCCAUCAUCCGCGCUGCCAUGGACUGUGUUAUAUGGUACAACGAUCCGCCAUCCAUGCUCCUCAUCCACACGACCUGGCUCAUUUGUGCUCUCUCCUUGCGCGAUGAAAACACGCUGUUCAACGUUGUGCUUCGAUGGUUCGCCCGGAAGUACCAAUUCUGUACUGACGCAUACCGCCUCUUCGCGGCACUGAAUCUCAUCUACCCGCACCCAACUCACAAAGACGGCAAGGAAGGACAGGUACACGCGGCCGCCUUUCGGGCCGGGCCAAGCCAAAAAUUCUGGUUCAGACAAAUCAUGAUCAUGGACGCCAAUCUGCCAUCAAAUUACAGCCCUGAAGGGUUCGGUCCGGUACCUAGCAACAUGCGCAAUCUGGCGAAAGAAAUGCGUCGGGACGAUGCCGACGGCGGCGGUCUAGUUAUGGGUUCUGGCGCGAAUGACAAGGCUCCUACGUUACAGGAGAUGGACGUGGUCUUGUUGUCCUUGUACGGCCACAUUCUGUAUGCGGGUAACAGUUUCCCCAGCGCGUUGAGUUAUUUCUUCCGCGCGCUGAGUCUUGACCCGAAGAAUCCCAUCAUCCUGCUCAGUGUGGCGCUAUGUUAUCUGCACGAGUUGUUGAAGCGGCAGAACCUGGACCGGCACAUGUACGCCCUCCAGGGCUGGUCAUUCUUUGAGGAGUACGUCGAUUCGAGGAGAGCAUGGGCUUCGACCAAGGACGAAAAGUUGCAGAACGUGGUGGAGAGGGAGAUUGAGCUGAACAGAGCACGAUGCUGGCAGAUGCUGGGCUUGUCAGAUCUGGCCGUACGCAGUUACGAAAAGUUGCUUCCUGAGAACCCAGUCUCCUCUCCCACUUCGGUAUCGGAUCCGACAUCAAAGGCGGCAGCGGAAAUGAUAGACCCCGAGCUGCUUCGGAUGGAUGAAAGUCAACAGGAGCAAGUCGAUACGGCUACGGAUCCGAAGCCUACCGAGCACGAAGAGACGCAGGAGACGUCACUCGAUGAUGGCCCAGAGAAGGACAUGCACGAAGCGAAUACCGAAAGAGAAACGAUCCCAGAAGACAAUGUAGAGGCUGCCGACUUUAAUAUGGAAGCGGCAUACGCGAUCCAGACCAUGUACGCCCUAAGCGGCAACGCUCUGAUGGCGAGGGAGAUCACGGAGAAGUAUUUGGUCGUCUGAGCCAUCAGGCACGGGUACUAGCGUGGCAAGAUCACAGCACCAUUUUCCACUGUAUUAUUAGGACAGAAAAGAGCAGUCGCUCAGCUUUCCAGGAAUGUUCAUCGUUGGGUAUUGUAUACAUCGCACUCAAUACAUAGUACCGGGCGAUGCCCUCCCAGAAUCUCAACGCUAAGAAUGCAGUGUUGAGUGGCAAAUGUUCUACGCAUGGUUAUUGACGAAACGUGCGAGGUCUACGAGGUACUGACCAA
Messenger RNA from Exophiala oligosperma, 4493 nucleotides. RefSeq lists its product as uncharacterized. Gene Ontology annotation, biological process: transcription by RNA polymerase III. Bases 1 to 4245 code for a protein of 1414 amino acids. Gene Ontology annotation, molecular function: protein binding. Gene Ontology annotation, cellular component: transcription factor TFIIIC complex. Lineage: Eukaryota; Fungi; Ascomycota; Eurotiomycetes; Chaetothyriales; Herpotrichiellaceae. The transcript has a single exon. The record is from RefSeq and is a predicted model, not a curated record.